UACAGAAAAAUACUUCAAUAAUUCAUUGAAUUAUUUGCAUUUAUUGUGCAGUAUAUGAAUAUCUUCUGAAUACAGCUAUUUUGGCAUAAUAGUGGAGGGGGGUUGUAGAGACGUGAUAGCUGUAAAUGUUUACAGGUAGUGGGGAAACCAUAAACUGUCUUGGAGAAAAAAAAAGUGGAUUCCAUAGGUAAAUGUAAAUAGACCUGUAACAAACAUUGUUAUUGUCCCAUUUGUUUGAGCAAUCAUAUUGCUGCUCUGAAAUACCUCCCCAAUGGUACAGUCUGCAGACAUUUGAUUGCUUACCACUAGAUAUUUUCCACAGAAUUCCUUUGCUCAUUUCCAACCCUUAUAAAACCUGGGAGUAAUGAUAAGGUAAAGAGAGUCAUGUAGCCAAUUUGUGCAAUAUGUCUGCAGGUGCCAGUGUCUAACAGAAAUAACGGACAAGUGUCUCAGUAGCAGUUUGUUUAGAUAGGAGAGGAGGGAUGAUGAUGUCAUUGGCAGCCAUGUUUGUACUCCAAUCAGGAGCUCCCAGGCACUUAUUCUGAAGGGAAAAAUAACAGAGAAGAUUUGAUUUUUUUGUGGUCACAGAAUGUAUAUACUCUGCACAUACUGUGCACAUAACAUGGGGUAAUGAUAAGGAAAAGAGACACAGCUAAUAUUUGUCAUGUAGGCAAUUUGUACAAAAUGGCUGCAGGUGCCAGUGUGUAACGGAAAUAACGGACAAGUGUAUCUGUGUCUCAGUAGCAGCUUAUAUAGAGAGGAGGGGAGGGAUGUUGAUGUCAUUGGCAGCCAUAUUUGUACUCCAGUCAGGAGCUCUCAGGCACAUAUUCUGAAGAAUAAAAUGACAGCAGAGAUUUGAUUUUUCUGUGGUCAAAGAAUGUAUAUACUCUGCACAUACUUUGCACAUAACAUGGGGUCAUUUGUAAUGUAAUUCAGUGAGAGCUGAAAACACCCAUCUGCAUGGCACAUGGAACAGACAAAACACCCCUGCAGGACAGUCCUGAAUGUCAUUAGAGAAGUCCAGGCUUUGCAGUUUAAAUGUACCUCUCGGCUCCCACUUGCUGCCUGCCACUGCUUUGUAACUCGCUAAUCACUGCGGGACAAGGUUUUCUUCAUUUGAAGGAGAGAGGGAAAAUCAGAUGGCCAUGCAUUCCACUGUGCCAUCACUGAUUUAUUUUUUUCAGGGAAAUGGAGGCAGAGAGAUAAGCUGUGUGGGAUCACUUUUUUUUAAAUGAUUUUGUUUUGUAUGGUCAAUGUAUUUGGGGCAUGGCAAUAAUUUGCCAUAAUUUGUGCAGCAGUUAACUGUUUCCCUCUCUCUGAUAUUUAAAUGUUAGGCAGUCGUCUAACUGGAUAUUACUGGGCUCACAGAAAAUUAUUUUUCAGCCCCCCAAAAUGUCUAGAGGUUGACUUGUUUUACUAAUAUUUAUUGAAACUGUAUAUGAAUUAGGGCCUCAUGGGCCCACUAUACUGUACCUCCUGGGCCCCCUGCAGCCACAGGGUGAACAACCCUUUUAAACACUAUACUACAAUAGCACAAGCUGACAACUGAUGUCUAUUUGCAAUUUCUUUUUUCCAGAAGGAGGAAACAUCCAAAAAAGACCUUGCCUUGAAGAGAAAAGGCCCCUUCAACUGAUGGUCACGAGCUACAGUACCCAUGCCGUGCUGGGUCAUGGCGGUUUUGGCACGGUAAUGUUGGCAACUUGUUCCAACAAGAGCCAACCUGUAGCAAUGAAGGUGAUACACAAAGCAGAGAAUAGACAAUCGAUUGCCAAGGAGGUGCGAAUACUGAAGAUGGCUUCUGGAUGCCCAUUCCUCUGUCACGCGCAUGCAGCUUUCCAAACAAAGCUGGCUGCAUGCAUUGUGAUGGAGUAUGCCAGUGGAAACAGCUUGGAGAAAUUCAUAAAGCGCACAGGGAAACUGAAGAUGGACGCUAUAACAUUCUACACAGCAGAGAUCAUAUGCGGCCUGCAGUUCCUCCACGCCAACGGGAUUGUCCAUCGGGACAUCAAACUGGAUAACAUCCUGUUGACCGGCGAGGGACACAUAAAGAUCGCUGACUUUGGUGUGGCUGUAGAGGGAGUGUUUGGCCAGAAGAAAGUUGGAGGCAAGGCUGGAACAGUGCAAUACAUGGCCCCAGAGGUUUUACAACGGAGAGGCUACGAUGCCGGAGCAGACUGGUGGUCGCUAGGAAUUGUCAUCUGUAAAAUGGCCACCGGCAUGACACCAUUCACUUCAUCAGUUAUCCAUGAUGAGCCCCUUUUCCCGAAAUGUCUUGGUGCUGAAAUAAAAGAUCUUCUGCACAAGCUCCUAGAGAAGGACCCAGAGAAGCGUCUUGGCUUUAUUGGAAACAUUCGAGCACAUCCAGUUUUUAAUUCCAUCAACUGGGAGCAGCUGGAACGCCAGGAAGUACCACCACCUCUCUAUCCUGCAGAAUUAACACUAGACAAGAAAUAUUUCAAGCAGCCGAGGAUGCUCAUGGAAGAGGCGGGCAGCGAUUCUUCAAAUGAGAAAAGCAUGGAGUUAUCAUAUCUGAAUGACAGUUGGAAGAGCUGAGCCACUUCAAGAAAGUCAGGUUUCUUUAGCUAUAUUUACCAACCAUUAACAUCAUUUAACCCUGUCAUUUUAUUCUAUCCAGUCUCCAUUGAAGAACAGUGAAGAUGAAAACAUCUGAGCAUUUGAAAAAUCCGGCACCGAGAACCACCUGUCACUGCUUCGUAUGGGUACAUUUCUACAGACAGCCAUUUUUACCUCUUAGAGCCAGCCACCAUCAUUGCCUCUACCUCUGGCCCUUGCCCACCAUCUUUUGGUCUCCAUUUCAUGUCCAUAACAUCAGUCCCUAUGAUUGCCCCAUCUCUGGUUUUCUCCAUCGGCACCCAUCUUUGGCCCUGUCUAUUAGACCUAGAUCUGGUCCUUAUCACCACGCCUCCAUCUUUGGCUCUUGUCCAUCUCUGACUCUUACCAACAGUCUCCAUUUCUUGCCCUAGUUUUGAGUGAGCCCAGAGUUCAAUUGAGAUCAGUUAAGUUUCUUAAGUUCUCAGACCCCCCUUCCCCUGCUCUUUGUGCACCGCCUCUGUUUACUCCUCCCUGCCGCCACUCUCCAC
Xenopus laevis (African clawed frog) is the source of this 3101-nucleotide messenger RNA. RefSeq names its product protein kinase C theta type-like. Bases 1549 to 2553 code for a protein of 334 amino acids. NCBI's taxonomy places the organism in Eukaryota, Metazoa, Chordata, Amphibia, Anura, Pipidae. The transcript has 8 exons. The record is from RefSeq and is a predicted model, not a curated record.